Molecule: messenger RNA, 540 nt
Organism: Paramecium tetraurelia
Lineage: Eukaryota; Ciliophora; Oligohymenophorea; Peniculida; Parameciidae
Exons: 3
Source: RefSeq, a predicted model, not a curated record
AUGAGCAUUAAUGUGUUGUUGCUCAUAAGAAUCGAAAAUUGUUUUGCAUUUUAUAGAUUCUAUAAACAGAAAAGCAGAUUUGAAUAUGAAAUGACAAUAUUCUUAGCAACUGUGAAGGUUGUUAAUUCAUUCCAAGCCUAAACUCCCAGUGGAUCAAUCUACAUUAUAAUUUGUUAAUGGGUUUUCGAUUUGUUUUUACUCUGUAAUGCACUUUGCUAUGCUCUUUCUUUUUGCAUUAUAAUCACUUUUGUCCUUAUCGUGAUUUUCGGACUGAUUAGAGGAGACUUCCCAGUAGUUAAUCGUGGAUUAUCUCCAGAAGAAUUAUUGAAGUUGACUAGAAAACCAUGGGUUGAAUACCAAGUACCAUAACCAGAAGACUGUCCAAUUUGUUUAUGCUAAUUAGAAUAAGAGGAAAUUGUAGUGCAGCUCCCGAAAUGUAAUCAUUAUUUCCAUGAUACUUGUAUUGAUGAAUGGCUAAACGCAAAACCAUUAUGUCCAUCCUGUAGAAAUAAUGUUAGAAUGGCAUUACUAAAUGAUUGA